AUUUUGAGAUGGGCUUGGGCUCAAGUCAUUUUAGCAACCCAUACGUGUUGAACGUAGGCUGUUUAUUUCAUUUCUUUAGGUGUCUAUUUCUUUGUGCAUGUGUGGCCCAUUUGAUCUACGGAUAAAUUAGUAACAUUUAAGUGGAAAAUAGGGAUCUAUAUUAUUUUUAGGGAUGGGCCUGAGCCUACCUAAAAUUUUCCUAGUAGAAGAGUCUUGCACCUUAAGUGUGGGGUUGGGCCAGGAACAAACAUGGCUCAGUGCUGCGAUUGUAAUUUCAUUACUCCGCAGAAGAAGAAGAAGAAGAAGAAGAACAAAAACAGAAAAUAGAUUCCUGAAAUAGUAGAAGACUGGAAUCAAAGGGUUUCCUUGCUUUGCGAAAUGGCGGACAAGAUGGAGAACGAAGCCAGCAGCAGCGGCGGUGGCAGCAGGGGCGAAAGCAUCGUCAUCGAUCACGGCCGCUUCUUGAGUCCUUGUGGUUACUGCAAUUCCGGAGGAUUUACCAGUUGCUCUCACGGUUUACAGGCUCACAGCAUUACAGUUGAUGACUACCAAGAACUUCUUGACCGAGGCUGGAGGAGAUCUGGGUCAAUUCUUUACAAACCUGAGAUGGAAUUGACAUGCUGCCCCUCAUAUACCAUCCGUCUCAAGGCACGUGAUUUUGUUCCCAAUAAAGAGCAAAUUCGUGUGUCGAGACGAAUGCAAAGGUUUUUAGAUGGCACACUCAAUAUGAAAAAGCCAGACAAGGUUGAGGAUGAGCCCAACUCUUGUCGGGAUCUAGGCAGCUUGGUCAGUAAUGCAUCUUCAAGCACAAUGGUGUCAAAAUCCAUCGCAAAGGAAUCCCCUGCUGGGGGUUGUGGAGAGAAACAUAGGGCUGAAGAAUAUAUUCAGUAUUUAUCCAGCAGAGUUGAUAAUGCUGUAAGGACAUGUGUGGAAAGGGGUGAAAUUCCUUCUUCUGUUCGACUCCCCAAGGCUAUUGUUAAAAAAGUGACACCACUAGCCAAGAAGAAGCUAAUUGAAAUAUGUGGAGAUCUAUUGUACACUAGCAACAUUUCAUUUCAGAUUGCAGCAGUGCUGAGACGGUCUCAAUCGGCAGAAAAGGAUGCUAACCAAUUAGGGUUAUCAAAGAGCAAUGUUACUGAAAGUGGGCAACUGCUGGAGGUUUCACCUAAACUUGUUGCAGAGAUACUUGCAUGCUUGUUAGAUCAGCAGGGAGACCUCUCCAGCCUGUUAAUCAAAGCUUGCAAUGGGCACCUUAAUUUUUAUUCCAAUACCACUGAAAUCGGUUCACAUGAAGCAUCUGCCAAUUUCAGCUCUUCUGCCCAAUCUUCUGGAGGCAGUGGAGCUAAAGCCAAAUGCAGUAUUGUGAUUGAUAACCAUGGCUUCUCUCAACAUAAAAGGCGAAGACUUGACAUUUGUUUGAAAAGGUCAAGUUUUGAUCCUGAAGAAUAUGCUUUAUAUAGAAGAUAUCAAAUUCGAGUGCAUAACGAUAAACCAGCUGAAGUCACGGAAAUCUCAUACAAAGAAUUUUUGGUGGACACUCCCAUAGUUUUUGUUCCACCAUCUGGUGAUGGGACUGUUCCACCUUGUGGUUUUGGUUCUUUCCAUCAGCAGUAUGUGAUUGAUGGGCAACUUGUUGCAGUUGGUGUGGUGGAUAUCCUUCCGAGAUGUUUGUCAAGCAAAUAUUUGUUCUGGGACCCAGAUCUUGCCUUCUUAUCACUUGGGAAUUAUUCAGCUCUGCAAGAAAUAAAUUGGGUCAAGGAGACUCAAGCCCACUGUCCUAGUCUUCAGUACUAUUAUCUUGGUUAUUAUAUUCAUUCCUGCAGCAAGAUGAGAUACAAAGCCGCAUACCGUCCAUCUGAACUUCUAUGCCCACUUCGUUACCAGUGGGUUCCAUUUGAUACUGCAAAGCCAUUACUGGAUAAAAAAUCAUAUGUUGUCCUAUCUGAUUUUGCAAACUUGGAGAAUUGGGCAUCUUCCCCACUCCAGGCUGCAGAAAAUGCCAUUGAACAAGCAUGCAUUCAGCCUUGUCAAGGGGACCAGAUUGAGUCUCAUAGAGAGGAAGAGUCUCCUAGUGAGGAAGACGAGGAAAUGAAUCCUGAUUUUGAAGUUGACUUCGGCCCAGAAACCAGUGGCAUGGAAGUUGUGCAUGAAUUGGAAGCUGACGACAUUAGUAAUAUUGUUUUGGAUUUGCAUGGGGUUCGUCUGAAAUACAAGGAUUUACAACGAGCAUUUCAUCCCAGCGGCAAAAAGAGGAAUAUGGAUUCGUUAGAACUGCAAUUGCAUAGAUACAUGAGAGCAGUGGGUGCUGGACUCUCCCGUUGCAUGGUUUACUCCCUUUGAUAACUUCCCACUAAUUUAUGAAAUAUGUGUGUCAAUUGGGGACUGAAAAUGCAUCCAUCCAUAAGCUGAAGCUACAGCCCUAAUGGAAGUUAUUGGUUUCUGGGUAUUGUUUUAUUGGAUCCAUUUUGAAUGGGUACAGAUUCUUGUUCUGGUUUCA
This is a messenger RNA of Magnolia sinica, 2497 nucleotides long. Its product is annotated as arginyl-tRNA--protein transferase 2-like. The transcript is spliced from 6 exons. The coding region runs from base 379 to 2340 and encodes 653 amino acids. The record is from RefSeq and is a predicted model, not a curated record. Gene Ontology annotation, biological process: protein arginylation. Gene Ontology annotation, cellular component: cytoplasm. Gene Ontology annotation, molecular function: arginyl-tRNA--protein transferase activity. NCBI's taxonomy places the organism in Eukaryota, Viridiplantae, Streptophyta, Magnoliopsida, Magnoliales, Magnoliaceae.